AUUAAGAUUAAAAUAUAUUUUCCGGAUAUUCUUAUUCCUUACACUCUAAUUUCAAGUUUAGGGCAAACGGAACAAAGGGUAAAGGUAAACAUAGCAAUGGCAAAGCUUUCAAGAAGAUUUUCUCAUCUUGGAGCUCAACCUUAUCAUCGCUCCGCUCUCAAAUGCAGGCCAAGCAAAGACGAUCCACGCAAGAGCCAGAGCUUCCGACGAAUCCACUCUCUUGGUCGCCAGCAGCCUUGUUACAAUGUACUCCAAGUGUGGAAGCACCGCAAACGCAACCAGGGUCUUUGAUUCCAUGCCCCUCACACGCUGCCUCCUGGAACGCUUUGAUCCUGUGCUACGCUGACAAUGGCCAAGAGAUCUUGGCGCUCGAGACGCUAACGGAGAUGCUGCUAGAAAAUCAAACUCGAGCUCCACCGUAUGCCGUGACCUUUGCUGCAGCGAUCAAACCUGGCGAGCAAAGAAACAUCCAUAGUGAGCUUCUUACAAAUAUCGAGGCUUUGAAGAAAACUAUGAGAGUUCACUCUCGAGCUGUAAGGAUGGGAUUUGAGCAGGACAUUCGUGGAUGUCUACGCAAAGUGUGGGAGUUUGCUGGAUUCUCGCAGAGUUUUCGAUAGGAUGGUUCGUCACGACGUCGUCGCUUGGACCUCGCUCCUUCUCGGGCAUGGACGCUGCUAGAUGCUUGCCAAACUCGUGGAUUUUUGUUGCAGUGAUCAAAGCUUGCACGAACUUGGCCGUGAAAGAGGAUGGGAAGAAGGCGGUGAUGCUGCUUAAGGGGAGAGACUUACACUUGCAAGCUGAGAAGCUCGGAUUUGGAAGGGAUGAUUUCGUAACGGCCAGUCUGGUGAACUACGCAAAGUGUGGACGGACGGAGCAGGCUCGAGAGGUUUUCGACAGGAUAAAGCAGCCAGAUGUGGUGUCAUGGAACGCUCUGAUCUUGGGAUAUGCUGAGAAUGGCCAGGGAGAGGUGGCUUACGAGCUUUUCCAGAGGUUUCUUCAACGACACAGAGAUGGAUAUAGUUGGACCGCUCCCGAUGGAGUGACGUUUGCUGCUGCUUUGAACACUUGCGGCGGCAUGGCAGCGAUGGAAGAGGCCAAACUCGGGACUGGAGAGCUGUUCAAAACUCUCGACAAAGUCAUGGCUCUUCACGUUCAAGCCGAGAAGAGCUUGUCGGGCGAUAAGUUUUGCAGGAGUGUCGGGAACAGUCUCAUGGGUUUGUAUGCCAGGUGUGGAAGGAGUUUUCGACAGGAUGCCCUGCCACUCCCAUUCAAACUGGACGAGUUUGAUUUCGAUAUAAGCCAAGUACGAAGAGCCGGAGCUUGCUCUUGAGCUCUUCGAGCAGUUGCAAGCUCACGACGAGCUUAUCAAUGCCCGAGCUAUCCUUGCCGGACUAAAAGCCGUCGCUGCUGUUGCGGAACGAGAACGAAGUGGAUGGAAAACAAUUGAAGCUGGCUUCCUUGAUCAUCACCUUGGAGAUCCACUAUCGAGUCAUCAGCCGUGGCUGCGAUUCCGAUAGCUACAUCGCAUGCAGCCUCAUAACUCUCUACGCAGAGUGUGGAAGUCUUGUGGCGGCUACCAAAGUUUUCGAGGAGAUGGCGGAGCCGCUGGAUGCUGCGUCGUGGAACGCAGUGAUUUUGGGAUGUGCCGAGAACGAACAAGGCGACUUGGCACUGGAAUACUUCGCAAGGAUGCAAGCUACAGCUUCCUGCAAGCUGGACGCCAUUACUUUCUGUGCUGCUCUCGAGGAGUGCAGUGUUUUAGCCGGGA
Selaginella moellendorffii is the source of this 1768-nucleotide messenger RNA. RefSeq names its product pentatricopeptide repeat-containing protein At5g65570-like. Gene Ontology annotation, molecular function: RNA binding; protein binding. The record is from RefSeq and is a predicted model, not a curated record. The transcript has 2 exons. Lineage: Eukaryota; Viridiplantae; Streptophyta; Lycopodiopsida; Selaginellales; Selaginellaceae. Bases 566 to 1330 code for a protein of 254 amino acids. Gene Ontology annotation, biological process: RNA modification.